AUGAGUAGUGAGCAGGUUGCCCAUCGCAUCUUUGGUACAUUGAACCUCUCAAUUAGCUGUGGAAAGCAUAGAAAGAGAGUGCAAGAGGGGUUCGCAGAAGAUCCUGCAUCGAAGUUAAGCAGACCACUGCCCGAGUUGGAUAUUCCUCCCAUAAAGGAUGGUUUCCGCGGUUUUCAGCCGCAUGAUUUGGAAAAAGGGAUGAAACAGGCAGGAUCGAGCGAUUCGAAGCAAUUAAAAUCUGAUGGUGUCGUAAUGGGCGGAGCAUGGCCAGGGCAGGCGUUCUCCCUCAAAGUGAAGGAGGUCUUGUUUCAUGAGAAAAGCGAAUAUCAAGAUGUUCUGCGAAUCUUAUGGGAAUGUUUGGUACUGGACGGUAUAAUACAAGCUACAGAGCGGGAUGAGUUUUCUUAUCAAGAAAUGCUCGCUCAUCUGCCAAUGUUUGCGCAUCCAAACCCAAAGAAAGGUUCUAUAAUAUGGAGAGGUGACGGUGCGUAUUUGAGAGAGGCUUCUGAGGCAUCCCGAAGUCGAGCAGCUUCCUACCUGGAAUGUCUUGCUGCUUCUCUAAUCCUAAGCUGA
This is a messenger RNA of Ostertagia ostertagi, 573 nucleotides long. The record is from the annotation of a GenBank genome assembly. Lineage: Eukaryota; Metazoa; Nematoda; Chromadorea; Rhabditida; Trichostrongylidae.